AGCUGUGGAGGGGAGAUGACGGCCGUGUACAAAGACGACCAGGGUGACUGGAUGACUGUCUGCCUCAAGUACCUCCUCUUCGUCUUUAAUGUCCUCUUCUGGGUGGGCUCGGCGGUGAUGGGUGUGGGCAUCUGGACCCUGAUAGACAAGAGUGAUUACCUGAGCCUGCUGGCCUCCAGCACCUUCCUGUCCGCCUACAUCCUCAUCCUGGCCGGGGCCCUGGUCAUGGUCACGGGCUUCCUGGGCUGCUUUCUCAUCAGGGAGCAGAGGAGCUGCCUGUCCACGUAUUUCUGCUGUCUGUUAUUGAUCUUUCUCAUAGAGCUGGUGGCAGGAGUCCUGGCCUACGUGUAUUACCAGAGGCUCAGUGAGGAGCUGAAGCAGCACCUGAAUGAGACCAUGACAGAGAACUACGCCCAGCCAGGGAAAGAGGCCAUCACCCUGGCCGUGGACAGACUACAGCAGGAUUUCAAGUGCUGUGGCAGCAACAACUCAUUUGAUUGGCUGCAUAGUGUGUACAUGACCUCGGCUGUGGCGGAGGGCAGGGUGGUCCCGGACAGCUGCUGUAAGACCAUCACCACCCUCUGUGGCCGCAGAGACCACCCCUCCAACAUCUACAAGACUGAGGGUGGUUGCAUCACCAAGCUGGAGCAGUUCCUGGCUGACCACCUGCUGAUCAUCGGAGCUGUGGGGAUAGGAGUGGCCUGUCUACAGCUGGCCGGGGCCAUGUUGACGGCCUGCUUUAUCUAUCUGCUGUAUAAAGAAGAGGAGGAGGACUUCUCUGCCGUGUGAUUGGCUAAGCCUCUGUCUGGUCACACUCAGUGGGGACGGGACAAGAUCUGUGGGAUGGUGUUCACAUGCUGCUUACACAGAAGGAUUAAAUUGGAUCCUUACUGAACCCUACCGUCAAGCCCCCCCAACACCAUCCUGCCUCAUGGGCCAGGGAGCAACGAUGCCUGCUGAACACUCACCCUUGACCUCUAACCCCUCCUAACCCCUGAACCUUACGAUCCAACCCUGCCUGGACCUUCCUGGGUCCUUCUGCACCCCUCCUUUAGCUUGGAUGCAUGCACAGCCCCCCCCCUCUCUCAAAGACAAGGCCAAUGAAGAAGAGAUGAUUUGGUAUUAUGGUAUUGUUAUUUUCUGUAGGUAACCUGCUGCUGUUUAUGUAAGGUAGUUCUUACUGUAUGUUGUCAAUACAGUCAAAUCCUUACUGUAGAUUUCACAACAUUCCACACAACUGGAAGGCAACCCGAAGUGGUUGUGACUGAGAAUCAAGUGUACUGUACACACUCUCAUGGUGUUGCUGCUUACGAAGGGUUAUUCAGUUAGUGCUAUAUCCAGUGUGUCACGGAUGUGGCCCACAACGUGCCUCUGUCAUUGUUUUAUCACGCAUUCUUUGAUAGCAAUGUUACACCAAUUUAAUGGUUCACCACAAAGGGAAUCCCAUGGUCAGCGAUGUUUGAUCUACGUCACAAAGAAAACAAUCACGAGUUGAUUGAUAUCCACAGAAUAAUCAAGCCGAUAUGGGGAAAACUUGAUAUGAAUGAAAAUAGCACUAAACGCUGCUAAGAGUAACGUUGCAACAUUUCUGUAUGUGUUGCCUCCGUAGCUUGACUAACACAUGUGGUUCUGUGUUGUAUGCUAUGCUAAAGGUGUUGAUAUCGGCCAAAUUGCCUUUCUUGCAGUACCAUAUAAACCUACCACCCAUCUUUCAAUACCAGAACCAAUUGACUUGUUUUACGACCACUUUUAUGCUGGAGAAACAUGUUGUCAUUUACCACUGAUACAGCUUCAGAUCUUUCUCUGUCACGCUACUGGUUAAGAUUAGGAUUCAGGGGUUAUGGGUGACUUCUAGUUGAACGGGAGAGGUUUGAACUGUCAUGAGUCAGUCCUCUCCUCUGGUGUGGGUUAGAGUCAGUCCUCUCCUCUGGUGUGGGUUAGAGUCAGUCCUCUCCUCUGGUGUGGGUUAGAGUCAGUCCUCUCCUCUGGUGUGGGUUAGAGUCAGUCCUCUCCUCUGGUGUGGUUUAGAGUCAGUCCUCUCCUCUGGUGUGGGUUAGAGUCAGUCCUCUCCUCUGGUGUGGGUUAGAGUCAAUCCUCUCCUCUGGUGUGGGUUAGAGUCAGUCCUCUCCUCUGGUGUGGGUUAGAGUCAAUCCUCUCCUCUGGUG
Messenger RNA from Oncorhynchus masou masou (cherry salmon), 2165 nucleotides. RefSeq names its product tetraspanin-11-like. The transcript is spliced from 8 exons. Gene Ontology annotation, cellular component: plasma membrane. The record is from RefSeq and is a predicted model, not a curated record. NCBI's taxonomy places the organism in Eukaryota, Metazoa, Chordata, Actinopteri, Salmoniformes, Salmonidae. The annotation marks the transcript as partial.